CUUUAGAUGUGGUUGAUCGGCAGAGAACGGCAGAGGGAAAAGGGGAGCGAGGGAAUAACGGGAACUGGGUCGGUUUGGAAAUAAGCUUAAACAGAGGGAAACGUGGAGGAGCGUGGAAGCUGAGAUACUUAAAAGAGGCUGGGAUCAUCUGUUUCCGCUCCUUGGCAUCUGCAGAUGGAGGAGUAGCCAGUGGAGGACUGGAAUGAAAGAAGAGUCAGAGAGAGAGGGAUGAAGAUGCUCUCCACUUUCCACCUGGAUCUCCUAGUUCAUCCCAUUAGCUUUGUUUAGAGUUACAAGACUAGAUCUGCUGCUUAUUUGUUUUAUUAACUCUUGCUUGUCUCUUGGCAGACCAAACUUAUUGGCAUUUUGGCAAGAUUUUAGUAUUUCCUACCACUUGAGACGCACAAACACUCAACGACGCACAAAUUAUGGCAAACAUGUGCCCAUAUGGCAGCUUCACCCACGCCGUGGUACGGGGCAUCCCAGAGACUUUUGGGAAAGCGGCGGAAGACGGUCGUGAGAACGGGGAGAUCUCAGUGGACAUGGCUAAAGCUCAGCGUCAGUUUGGUUGCCUGACAGGAGCCCUGAGGCAGAAAGUGGGCCUGCAGCUGAUCGAGAUCCCCCCUGACCCUGAGCUGCCAGAGAGCUGGAGAAUAGAGGAUGUAGCGGUCAUCCAGGGAGACACAGCGCUCAUCACCAGGCCCUUCAAACAGCAGAGACGCAGUGAGGCGGAGGCAGUGAGGAGGGUGAUGUCAGAGCUGAACCUGACUGUGGUGGAGAUGGGGGCUGAAGAGGGGGACUCUGGAGGGGCCACACUGGAGGGCAGCGAUGUCCUCUUCACGGGGAGGGAGUUCUUUGUUGGCAUCUCCUCCCACACCAACCGGAGAGGGGCGGAAGUGCUGGCAGACACUUUCAGGGACUUUGCUGUGUCCACUGUCCCUGUUUGUGGCGGAGCCCGACUGAAAAACAUCUGCUCCAUGGGGGGUCCAGACACGAUCGUCAUCAGCAACAGCAACGGGGCCAAGAAGACACUCCGGAUGAUGGAACAGCUUACUGAUCACCACUAUGAAGUGCUCACUGUUCCAGAGGAAUCAGCAGCAAACUGUGUCUACAUCAAAGGCCCGUCUAAUCGGGACUUCCUGCUCCACCGGCCUGCAGAGGAAUGUCCUGACAGCGUCUCUGCCUUCCAGAAGCUCCAGGACUACACCCUCCUGCCGACAGCCUGCAGCGAGGCCUCCAAGCUGGGAGCGUCUCUGUCUUCUCUUUGCCUCCUCAUCAACAGAAAGCACACGUAUUUCUGAAAAAACACUUCCAAACACCAGCACGUCACACAGCGUUUACCUGGACAUGUUCAUGGUGGCCACAUCACAGAUUUCCAGUUUAAAGUUCUUGUCUAUUUAUUGCUGGGGGGGAAACACUGACACAGCAUCCAUAUGAGACUAUGAUCCAAAUGCAACUUCUGCAAACAGGCAUACUGUAGAAUACAAGCUGAUUCUUGGCACCGCUGCCCCCCCCGCUAAUCCGAAAGUGCAGCAUGCUGUCCUUCUCACAAAACUCUAAUGUAACUAACCACUAAAUUCAGCUGUAACUGUUUUGAUUUGUUACAAUAACUUAACCGUUUCUACAGACAACCGCUGAGCUGACAAAUGUCAAAAGAAAAGGGUACAGGGAACAGACAAUGGUACAAGUGUUUCUGUACGUUUAAAUCCUUUUUAAAUAUCACAGAAUGAAUACAAUCAGAUUAGCUAAUGUAUGAGAGAAAACCACUAAGGCAUAUGGCCUAGAAUUAGUUUUUCCAUUACUUCCCGCAGUCCUAACAGAUUUGUGACCUGAAUUGAUCAUACAUCAUGAAAUUAAUAAAACCAGUUUAGUGAUUCAUAAAAUUGACACCGUUUAUAGCAGGCAAGACUUAAGACUUUUUGUUUUUGUUUUUAAAUAAAGAAACUGAAUUCAGUGCUUUGACACUGUGUGGUACCCAAAUUCAAGUCUGCGGAUUUGUGAGUGUUAGAGCCUUUAUUUCCAUUAGAUAUGUGGUACCUCUUCAAACAUUAACUUUUACUGACCGGUAGAGAUGCAGAAUUUUUUAAUUGUUUUAGCUUUCUUGUGUAUAAGUUUGUAGUAAGUACAAAGCCAAUAAAGUUCAACUGACAACUUAA
This is a messenger RNA of Micropterus salmoides (largemouth bass), 2156 nucleotides long. It is a transcript of the gene ddah2, whose product is annotated as dimethylarginine dimethylaminohydrolase 2. NCBI's taxonomy places the organism in Eukaryota, Metazoa, Chordata, Actinopteri, Centrarchiformes, Centrarchidae. The coding region runs from base 429 to 1301 and encodes 290 amino acids. The record is from RefSeq and is a predicted model, not a curated record. The transcript is spliced from 6 exons. Gene Ontology annotation, molecular function: dimethylargininase activity; amino acid binding. Gene Ontology annotation, biological process: positive regulation of nitric oxide biosynthetic process; arginine metabolic process.